CGAACUAUAGAAACAACGCCGAAGAGCUUGGGUUGCAUUGAACUAGUUGCGAAUAAAUCUUCAGCAAAGGAAAUCUGAAAAGAGGAAAGACUUAAAAAGCAAAAACUAAACAAGAUGGAGUACCUGACGAAACAACCCGAGAACCAAAACGCGAUCCAGCGAUUUGGGCGCUGGCUUCGGCUGAAGCAGUACCAGAUCGAGGUUACUUUCGGCGUUUACAUGUUUACGCCAACUGAGAAGUUUGUAUUCUGGUCCGUCGUAUUCCUCCUCUACAGCCUCCUAAUGAUCGCCACCGUCCUCUAUCUCCCGCAACAUGUCCUCUUCAUCUUCAACCGCGCCUGGUUCUACGUGAAUGGCGGUGAGAGUGGUUUCGCAUCAAACUUCAUUGCCGGAAAGAAGGACGCUCUAUCACUAGCAACCUCAUCUACGACCACGACUAUGGCGGCGGCUACCGAGGCCGUGGAAUCCAUGAUUCGGGAACUAUAAUGCGCAAGCCCCUUUACGAGAUUCGAAAAAGACGGCCUUUCCUAGAUAUCACGCGGAUGAUAAAUGAUCCAUGUAAUAAUUUUAAUUAGCUGGCUUGACCAGAUGCGCGGCGAGUUGCGGCGUUAACGUG
Annulohypoxylon maeteangense is the source of this 616-nucleotide messenger RNA. RefSeq lists its product as uncharacterized. Bases 115 to 486 code for a protein of 123 amino acids. The transcript has 2 exons. The record is from RefSeq and is a predicted model, not a curated record. Lineage: Eukaryota; Fungi; Ascomycota; Sordariomycetes; Xylariales; Hypoxylaceae.